Molecule: messenger RNA, 1928 nt
Organism: Gallus gallus (chicken)
Lineage: Eukaryota; Metazoa; Chordata; Aves; Galliformes; Phasianidae
Gene: SOX8
Product: SRY-box 8
Exons: 3
Coding region: 303-1715 (470 amino acids)
Biological process (GO): enteric nervous system development; negative regulation of transcription by RNA polymerase II; neural crest cell development
Cellular component (GO): nucleus
Molecular function (GO): RNA polymerase II cis-regulatory region sequence-specific DNA binding; DNA-binding transcription factor activity, RNA polymerase II-specific
Source: RefSeq, marked validated
UGGAGCGCGGCGGCGGACGCGGGGAGCGGUGCGGGGCGCCGGGACUGCUGAGAGAGAGAGAGUUUGAUCGCAAUUUUUUGGGGCGCUGAUUUUGCUACCUUUGUGCCUUUUUCCUUUUCUUGAAAUCGUAUUCCGCUUUUUUUUUUUUUCCUUUUAUUUGUCUUUUUUUUUUUUUUCCUCGCCUUCUGGGAGUCUGCGGAGGGCUGCACGGCACCGCCGCUCCUCUCGGGGCGGCUCAGCCCCGCGCCCCCUUCUCGCCUCCCCCAUCCUUUUCCCCAUCCCGCCCCGCCCGCGGCCACCAAAUGCUCAACAUGACCGAGGAGCACGACAAAGCGCUGGAGGCUCCGUGCAGCCCCGCGGGCACCACCAGCUCCAUGUCCCACGUGGACUCGGACUCCGACUCCCCGCUGUCCCCCGCCGGCUCCGAGGGCCUGGGCUGCGCCCCCGCGCCCGCCCCGCGCCCCCCCGGUGCCGCCCCGCUGGGCGCUAAGGUGGAUGCGGCCGAGGUGGACGAGCGCUUCCCCGCCUGCAUCCGCGACGCCGUCUCGCAGGUGCUGAAGGGCUACGACUGGAGCCUGGUGCCCAUGCCCGUGCGCGGCAACGGGUCGCUCAAGGCGAAGCCGCACGUCAAGCGGCCCAUGAACGCCUUCAUGGUGUGGGCGCAGGCCGCCCGCAGGAAGCUGGCCGACCAAUACCCGCACCUGCACAACGCCGAGCUCAGCAAGACGCUGGGCAAGCUCUGGCGUUUGUUAAGCGAAAAUGAGAAACGUCCCUUUGUGGAAGAAGCUGAGCGGCUCAGGGUCCAGCACAAAAAGGAUCACCCGGAUUAUAAAUACCAGCCCCGGAGGAGGAAAAGCGUGAAAGCUGGGCAGAGCGACUCCGACUCCGGGGCCGAGCUCAGCCAUCAUGCCGGCACCCAGAUCUACAAGGCUGACAGCGGGCUGGGGGGCAUGGCUGAUGGCCACCACCACGGCGAGCAUGCAGGCCAGCCCCAUGGGCCGCCCACGCCACCCACGACCCCCAAAACUGACCUGCACCACGGCAGCAAGCAGGAGCUGAAGCACGAGGGCCGCCGCCUCGUGGAGAGCGGCCGCCAGAACAUUGACUUCAGCAACGUGGACAUUUCAGAGCUGAGCAGCGAGGUCAUCAACAACAUGGAGACCUUCGAUGUGCACGAGUUUGACCAGUACCUGCCGCUCAAUGGCCAUACUGCCAUGCCGGCUGACCACGGCCCCGGUGCUGGCUCCUACAGCACGUCCUACUCCCACUCGGCAGCAGGCGCCGGCGGGGCUGGCCAGGUGUGGACUCACAAGAGCCCGGCCUCGGCAUCGCCGUCAUCGGCUGAUUCGGGCCAGCAAAGGCCGCACAUCAAAACGGAGCAGCUGAGCCCCAGCCACUACAGCGACCAGUCCCACGGCUCCCCUGCGCACUCUGACUACGGCUCCUACAGCACCCAGGCCUGUGCCACCACUGCCUCCACCGCCACAGCUGCCGCCUCCUUCUCCAGCUCCCAGUGCGACUACACGGACCUGCAGAGCUCCAACUACUACAACCCCUAUCCCGGUUACCCCUCCAGCAUCUACCAGUACCCCUACUUCCACUCCUCACGGCGUCCCUACGCGACGCCCAUCCUCAACGGCUUGUCCAUCCCACCGGCCCACAGCCCCACCGCUAACUGGGACCAGCCGGUCUACACAACCCUGACGAGGCCUUAAAAAGGAUGCGUGGAGCCCCCCCCAGGGCUUCCCCGACGUAUGCACUAAUGAAGGAACGAAGAGGAAGAACGUGGAGUGCCGCGAUUGUUUCCCAAGUGCCUCCUGAGCCGCUGGGAACUCUGCUCGUUGCGACUGGGUGUCCCCUUGCUUUGAAACUCUCCAAAAGGACAGAGCUCUAUUUUUCUUUAAUUAAUAAAAUUAAAAAAAAAAAAA